UUGUUCCUUUGUUGGUUUUCCUGCUCUGCAGGGUAUUUUUGGCCCCCUCGCCCUGCCAGCGAGGCGGAACCCUUGGACUGCUGGGUGGGAGUGGCAGGUGGAGAGAAGCUGCCGCCCAGCACCCUGCAGGAUGACCUGCCCUGCCUCGGGUCCAGCCAACUCCCUGACCCCACCUUGCUGGGCAGUGACUCCCCAGGGAGCCGGAGCAACCUGAUGUCUUUAAAGAGGAUGAUGGAGAAACUCGGGGUCCCCAAGACCCACCUGGAGAUGAAAAAGAUGAUCUCAGAGGUGACAGGUGGGGUCAGCGACACCAUCUCCUACCGAGACUUUGUGAACAUGAUGCUGGGGAAGCGGUCGGCUGUCCUCAAGCUAGUCAUGAUGUUUGAAGGAAAAGCCAACGAGAGCAGCCCCAAGCCAGUUGGCCCCCCUCCAGAGAGAGACAUUGCCAGCCUGCCCUGAGGACCCCCGUCUGGACCUGCCCCCGUUCCUCCCCCGUGAUCUUGCUGCCCUUCUUGAUUCAUUGUGAUUUGUCUUAUUUGUUUUGUCUGGUCAUUACGCGUUUGUUUCAUUUUCAA
Leptonychotes weddellii (Weddell seal) is the source of this 575-nucleotide messenger RNA. The record is from RefSeq and is a predicted model, not a curated record. NCBI's taxonomy places the organism in Eukaryota, Metazoa, Chordata, Mammalia, Carnivora, Phocidae.